UGGGAGCCGAGAGAAUCUUUUCCCUGCCCUGGGAAUCUAUAUAGGGCCGAGCCUGGUCGGGGGGGUCUCCCUCUCCUCUUCAGGCUUCGGGGGCCCUAAAAGCUAGCACCUCUCUGGGUAGAGGUCCCCUGGCUUCCCCAGAUACCUUCUUUUCUGGCCGCAUCGGCGAGGAGCUGAAAGCGGUCGGGAGCGCUGUGUGGUGGCCGCGGUAUCAGGGAGCCGGGGCCGCUUCUUCCGGGUUCGGGAGCUCUGGGAUCGGCUGCGGCUCCUGCGCUCGGCGCUCCUCCCGUUCGGCGUGCAGCCCAUGUGACCGGAAGUGCGGGUCACAUGGGCGAAAGAAAGAUGGCGGCGCCCAGGGAACGCCGAGCCCGGCGGAAUGCACGCAGGGGGGGUCGACUCUGCAUGGCAUUGAGUCCCCCCCCCCACCUGGAAAUAAGGAGGCGGAGCCGCGCGGCAACGGGUGGACCAGGUAGGACUUAAAUUGAAUGUCAGUUUGCUGUCCAGGUGUGGUAUGGAGGUCCAGAUGUCAGCUAUGCAGGACACUAGCGCAGACAUCCCUACCCCGAGUCAUGGGGAGAAAGACACCACGGUUAAGUCGCUGGGAGAGCCUAAAAAGAAACCCAGAAGGUGUGCGCUAUGCUCAAAGAGACUGGGGGAGGCAUAUAUAAAAGCCCUGUGUAGUGACUGCCUAGCAAAGAUCCUCAGAGACGAACAAUCCUCCCUUCUGGCAGACCUGAGAGUGAUUGUGAAAGAGGAGAUCCAGGCGGCCAGCUCUAGUGUAGCGCAGAAACCCUGUGCCGUCUCCCCUCCCCCCAAAAGACCCCGUGUGCUCAGGGAGUCGGAUUCUGAAGAAGAAGGCUUAUACCUUUCAGAAGGGGACACCUUAAAGGGGGACGACGAUCAGGGUUCUUCCCAUAUGGCCGACGAUCAGAGAAGAUAUCUCUUCUCACAAGAAGAUCUAGAUCCCCUCCUGUCGGCUGUAAGACAGACUAUGGAUAUAGAGGAAGAGGAGCAGACUCGCUCGAUACAGGACGAGAUGUUCGGCGGCUUAAAAGCUAGGAAGAAAAAAUUGUUCCCGGUGAACGAGAAUUUGAAGGACCUAGUCAUAGACGAAUGGGCUGACGCCGAUAAGAGAUUGUAUAUACCGCGGGAAUUUAAGAACAGGCUUUUGUUCAACCCGGAGGACACAAAACUGUGGGAUGUAGUCCCUAAAGUCGAUAUCCAGGUGGCGAAGGUGGUAAAAAGAACCACCCUCCCCUUUGAGGACUCAGCCCAGUUAAAGGAGCCAAUGGAUCGGAAGAUCGACGGUUUGCUCAAAAGAGCAUGGGAAGUUUCGGCCAAUAGCAUUAACACCAAUAUUGCUGCUACGUCCGUGGCCAGAUCUCUGUGUCUUUGGGUGAACCAGCUGGAAGAACAUCUUAGGCAAGACACCCCUAAGGAAGAGAUCCUGGCGUCAUUACCCCUAUUUAAGAUGGCUGCAUCCUUUGUAGCAGACGCCUCAGCAGAGUCCAUAAGAUUUGCAGCAAAAACAGACUCCCUAACCAAUACGGCAAGGAGAGCCCUGUGGCUAAAACCCUGGUCGGGGGAUAUAGCCUCCAAGAAUAAACUAUGCGCCUUACCCCUUAAAGGUUCUCACCUCUUUGGUCCGGUACUGGAUGAGAUCCUGGAGAAGACAGCGGACAGAAAGAAGGGGUUUCCGGAGGAAAAAGGAAAGAAACCUUUGCCCUUUCGUAAGACAACCAGCAGCUUCCAGGGCACUCCCAGAGGUAAAGGGAAGACUGGAAGGUGGAGCUACCCCAAAGGGGGAAAAGGUCGAGGUUUCCUUUUUAACCCCAAUUCCAAGCCUGAGAAACAAUGACGCCAGGCCAGUAGGGGGCAGACUCCAGUUCUUUUGGGAAGAAUGGACCAGGAUAACCAAAAACCAAUACAUCCUGGAAUCCAUCCGAACGGGGUUCAAGAUAGAGUUUCGCCUUCCUCCUCCUCAUCUAUUCCAGACCACAGUCUUUCAAUCGACCUCUCUGCAGGACCAGCUCCUGACGGACAUCCAAAAACUUCUGACUUUAGGUGCAAUUGUACAAGUCCCUCCUUCAGAGGAGUUCAAAGGUCACUACUCAAAACUCUUCCUCAUCACAAAACCAGAUGGCUCCAAGAGAACCAUCAUCAAUCUGAAAUUUCUGAACAAAUGGAUAACACAUCAUCAUUUCAAGAUGGAAUCAAUAAAAUCUGCAAUUCCGUUGAUAAGCCCAGGGGCGUUCCUAUGCACCCUGGAUCUAAAGGACGCAUAUUAUCACGUCCCCAUUCACCCUCAUUGUCAGCAAUAUUUGAGGUUCGCAAUCAAGAAGGACGGAAGGAUUAUGCAUUUCCAGUUCCAAUGUCUCCCGUUUGGAAUUUCAUCAGCCCCACGCAUCUUCACAAAGUUAGUGGCGGAGAUAGUUGCCUAUCUAAGACAGAGACAGGUAACUAUAGUCCCCUACCUAGACGACUUUCUGCUUGUGGCAGACUCAGAGGAGGAGUUAGAGCUUCACAAAGGAAGGACUCUAUCUUUACUCACUCGUCUAGGAUGGAAAAUAAACCUGGAGAAAUCGGACCUACAACCAGCAACGCAAAAGAAGUUCCUAGGAACCCUCCUAAAUUCCGUGACCCAGUACUCUCUUCUUCCCCAAGACAAGCAAGUCAGCAUAAGGGAAAGAAUAAGAGCCUUCAAACUAAAGAAAAAACGGACUCUGCGGGAAGCCAUGCAGGUCCUAGGACUGAUGACCUCAUGCAUCACAACUGUUCCUUGGGCCCAGUUCCAUACAAGAACCCUCCAGGCGGAGGUCCUCGCUUCUUGGGACAAGGACCACAGAUCACUAAACACCAGGGUAUCUCUUUCAGACGGGGCGGUAAACUCCCUCUCCUGGUGGUUGGUAACAGAAAACCUGUCCCGAGGAGUUGCCUGGAACACGAUACCGCUCAAAACAUUAACCACGGACGCAAGCAGCCAUGGUUGGGGAGCCCACCUAGGGGACCAGUUCUUUCAGGGCAGUUGGUCCGACGCAGACGCCCUAAGAUCCUCAAACUACAGGGAAUUGAAAGCGGUCUGGGAGUCCCUAAGAGCGGCAGAACAUCUCCUCAUGGGUCAUCAUGUCCGAGUGCUAUCGGACAACGUAACAACAGUUUGCUACAUAAAAAGACAAGGAGGGACGAAGAAUCCUCAUCUCCAGGACCUAGCGAAUCUCAUCUUCAGCUGGUCAGAGGAGAAGAUCUUGUCCAUUUCAGCCACACACCUGAAGGGAUCUCUCAAUUACACAGCGGACUUUCUCAGCCGACAAUUAGUCAGGCCAGGGGAAUGGAAGUUGAACCAGGAGGUAUUCCAAAUGAUUUGCCAACAGUGGGGGAGACCUCAAGUGGAUUUAUUUGCGUCCAGCAGAAAUACUCAGCUGGACUAUUUCUUCUCGCUAGACCCAAGAGGAGGACCACUGGCGGUGGAUGCUCUUUCCCAACCUUGGGAUAUGAGCCUAGCCUACGCUUUUCCCCCACUUCUCCUCAUACCGCUAAUCCUGAAGAAAUUGAGAGGGUGCUCAUCCACGCUGAUCUUGGUAGCUCCAGCUUGGCCCAAGAGAGCCUGGUUUUCGGUUCUAAAGACCAUGUCCAUCAGGGAACCAAUAACCCUUCCAAGAAGACAAGACCUACUAUCACAAGGUCCUCUGUUUCACCCCAACCUGGACAAACUGAACCUUACAGCGUGGAUCCUGAGAGGCAAACCUUAAGGAACAAGGGACUCUCGGACAAGGUAAUUUCAACUUUACAGAGCUGCCGCAAACCUAUUACAAGAGCAAUAUACAACAAGAUUUGGAAAAAGUUCUCAUCCUGGUUGUCACAGAACCAGGCAGAUGCCAGAUCCCCCACGG
Bufo gargarizans (Asiatic toad) is the source of this 3890-nucleotide messenger RNA. RefSeq lists its product as uncharacterized. The record is from RefSeq and is a predicted model, not a curated record. The coding region runs from base 1656 to 3749 and encodes 697 amino acids. Gene Ontology annotation, molecular function: nucleic acid binding. The transcript has 2 exons. NCBI's taxonomy places the organism in Eukaryota, Metazoa, Chordata, Amphibia, Anura, Bufonidae.